Moneuplotes crassus is the source of this 823-nucleotide messenger RNA. Lineage: Eukaryota; Ciliophora; Spirotrichea; Euplotida; Euplotidae. The record is from the annotation of a GenBank genome assembly.
AUGGGGAAAUUAAGAAUUGUGACUGUUUUGAUACUUUUGCUGAUAGUUAGUCGGGUUGUGUCAAGAGAACUGAGAGGAAAUUAUGGAGGGAGUAGUUCAGGAAGAAGCUAUUCUAGUAGUUCGAGUUCAAGUUCUAACUCUAAUAGUAACUCUAGCUAUGGAUCAUCCAGAUAUAACAAGCAUGGAGGAGGUAAAUGAAAUGGAAGUACAAAAGACUGAGUCAUUAUUCCUCUUGCAAUUGCUGUAUCAAUUGUUGGGUUUAUCAUAACUGUUAUUAUUUGAUGGUGAGCAUGGGAUAAUUGGUCUGGUAUAAAAAGAUGUCUUCUCUGUUGUUGAUGUAAUCUAAAAUUAAAAAAUUGAUGAAAGUGUAAAUGAAAACGAAGGAAAAAUAAAAUCAAAAUUAAUUCUGAGGAAAAUCCAAAAGGUCAAGACCAGCUUCCUAGAAUGCUCAAACCUGAUCAAGAAGCAUCAAAAAGGGACUCCCAGUCUCGUCCUAUAGUUUCACCUCAGCCUCCACCAUCUAUAACUUUAGCACCUUCUCAAUCUGCUCAGUCUCAGAAAAUUCAGAAAUCUAGCACAGAAAUUCCUUCGUUCAAAAACACAAUUUACUCAGGAAAUAAGAUCUCCAACUGAAAGCCAUCGAAUUCAAACCUGAGUAGUAGUACAGUUCAGGAGCAAGAUGUUUGUCUUCAAUUAACAGGCAUUGAAAACAGCACAGUUCCUCCUACAAGUAACCCUUCUCGCCCACAAAGCAUGCACUCAGCCGAAAUGCAAGUCUAGCACCUAAAAACACAAAUCCAUAACUUAAUUCAAUCAUCUGACA